GACGAUGAUUUGGACGACAUCUUCAACUACGAUGCAGGUAUCAACGCGACUUUCAAUCAACAGCAAGAGGACGCCAACAACAACGAUACCGUCCAAGAUCAACAUGAUGUGCCGGUGAACAUUGAUGAGGAGGUCAAAGUCACCAAGAAGCGCAAACCAGUCGCCAAACUUGACGAGGAGCGUCUUCUUUCUCAACAGGGCAUUCCAAAGCUCCGCAAGAUCGCCAAAGACCGCAUCCGAAUCAAUGGCAAAGGCCACGAAUUCUCAGACAUGGCACGUCUCCUCAACACAUAUCAAUUAUGGCUGGACGACCUCUUUCCCAAAGCAAAGUUCAUGGAUGGUGUAUCUAUGAUUGAGAAGCUCGGCCACAAGAAGCGCAUGCAGAUGAUGCGAAGAGAAUGGAUUCAAGAGGGCAAGCCCAAACCACCACGCGACGAUGAUGAAGAGGACUUUGUCAUUCCAGACGAAAAUGCAGUACCAGAGAACAACGACGCUCACACCAGCGAGGAGCAGCCCGAUCACCCUGAAUCAAUGUCAGAAGCACAGUCAAAUGAAGGAGCACGGGCAAGGACCAACCAUAAUCCGUUUGGCGAAGAAGAGCCUGAUGAGGACGAAUUGGACGCGCUGUUGGCAGAGAGCGAGAGUGUAACAUUACCAACUACGAAACAGAACAACACACCACCCGCAGAUCAAGAGCCAGAUGAGGACGAACUGGAUGCUCUCAUGGCUGAGGAUGCAAUGAAUGAC
Molecule: messenger RNA, 747 nt
Organism: Aureobasidium melanogenum CBS 110374
Lineage: Eukaryota; Fungi; Ascomycota; Dothideomycetes; Dothideales; Saccotheciaceae
Product: Swi3-domain-containing protein
Exons: 2
Biological process (GO): replication fork processing; DNA replication checkpoint signaling; replication fork arrest
Cellular component (GO): replication fork protection complex; nucleus
Molecular function (GO): DNA binding
Source: RefSeq, a predicted model, not a curated record